Molecule: messenger RNA, 1278 nt
Organism: Fomitopsis serialis
Lineage: Eukaryota; Fungi; Basidiomycota; Agaricomycetes; Polyporales; Fomitopsidaceae
Exons: 5
Coding region: 352-924 (190 amino acids)
Source: RefSeq, a predicted model, not a curated record
GGUUGCUGCUUGGUUUUCUCGUCCUCCGGUCGUCAAAGUUAAAGUUGCCGCUCAGCUCGGUGCACUUUCGCCCGGCCUUGUCUAAGAUCUGCGGGCAGAUGGGAUUUUGUAAACGAGUCGAGAGGAUAUUGCGAUGAUUUUCCUCUCGCAUGGCAGAGUCGUAAGUAUGUCGUCUACUACGGUCAGGACCGCGCUCGCGCGCACCUUGACCAAUGUACACCUCUCGGGCGAAUUCCCUUUCAUCAGUCGGCGCCACGCACGGACAUAUAAGCUGGGAUGUGGAUACGAUGUGUCUCCCACCCUUGUCUUUGAAGGACACAUCUCGUAUCCCUACCCCACGAAGCGAUAGACAUGACCGUCGUUGUCGAGCUGAUUGUCGUCGACCUCAAGGAGGGCACCGAUAAGGAGAAUACAGCCUUCAGAAAGCUCCGCGAGGGCGCGGCCAAGGGCGGACUCAAGGCCAGUCACUUCGAGGACGGCUUCGAGCUGAAGGACUUCAGCUGGCCAACAGACGAAUAUGGCGACUUCGACAACGAACUGAAGAAGAUCGCCGCCUCUGACGUUACGCGCCACUUCCUCACCUUCCCCUCAUUCUCGCCUGCGGUCACCGCUGCACCUGUCACCGAAACUGUGAUCCUCACUCUCAAGGAGGAUGCCGACCUGGCCGCCUUCAAGGCUUUCCAAGAUGGCGCCAUCAGCAAGCUCAAGGAGGCGCCCGUCGUACAUGGCGCAGCGUACGCCAUCACAACAGAGGCCGGAGCCAACCCUAUCGUGGUUUUGUUCGUUGGAUGGGACUCGGCCGAGGCUCAUCAAGCCAUAGCCGCAGCCCCCGAGAGCCAGGCGCUUUUGGGAACCUUGUAUGCGUUCAUCGAGAAGGGCGACCUCGUCCAUGUCUCGUACUCGAAGAGGCCUAGACGGGUGUAACAUGCGUUAUUCUGUGCCAGUGGGAGCUGAGAUUUACUCAUUUGCAGGGCGCGAAGUUGGCGACGCCCGGAUGAGCGUAAGCUCGCAGGGGAGUUGGUUAUCGCAUCAGUUUAACAAGGCAGGAAUCCUACAGUGUACAUGCAGUACUAGAUACUAGACGAGAUCGCGUCGUGGCGCGCAUCAUGCUACUCACCAUCUGGAUUGGCCGCUCUGUGGCUGAUUCAGAGAGGAGGAGUCACUCGGUCAUGAUGUCUCUUGACCAAAGCCUCCGAGUGCACUCAUAGUCUCUUAUUGAGGUUAUACGUACGUACCUAGUUGCCGAUAAACGUGGUGCAGCACAUACAGUUUGCAUGC